Molecule: messenger RNA, 1246 nt
Organism: Cornus florida
Lineage: Eukaryota; Viridiplantae; Streptophyta; Magnoliopsida; Cornales; Cornaceae
Product: (S)-ureidoglycine aminohydrolase
Exons: 13
Coding region: 143-1060 (305 amino acids)
Molecular function (GO): ureidoglycine aminohydrolase activity
Source: RefSeq, a predicted model, not a curated record
AUUUCUCUGAAUAUUACUAUAUAUAUACAUAUAUAUAUUCAUUACAAUACCAAAAAUACCGAAAAACGCAAAAUUGGGUGCGUGAGAACUGAAUCAGAACACCAGAAGCAGAUCUCAGAGUCUUGAUUCUACUGCCCAGAAAAUGCAGAGUUCAUCACCAUUUUCAAGCCACUCAAUCUUCCUUAUAACAAUCACUCUCUGUCUCGUCAGAAUCGCAGACAGUGAAGUGGGUUUCUGUUCUUCGCCGUCAAUCAUCGAUGCUGACUCGAACUCACAGCCUCUCUAUUGGAAAGUCACGAACCCCACGCUCUCCCCUUCUCAUCUACAAGACUUGCCGGGUUUUACUCGCAGCGUGUAUAAAAGAGAUCAUGCUUUAAUUACCCCAGAAAGUCAUGUAUUCAGCCCUUUACCCGAGUGGAGGAAUACACUUGGAGCGUAUCUGAUUUCACCAGCGAUGGGUUCACACUUUGUUAUGUACCUUGCAAAGAUGAAAGAAAAUUCAAAAUCAGGGCUCCCUCCAAAUGAUGUUGAGAGGUUCAUGUUCGUGGUUCAGGGUACUGCAACAUUCUCUAAUGUAUCUGGCAUUGAACACAAGCUGAUGGUGGAUUCAUAUGUUUAUCUACCUCCGAACUUGGAACAUUCCAUCAAGUGUGACGCAUCUGCUACACUUGUUGUAUUUGAAAGAAGGUAUGCCUACCUGGGAAGUUAUACUACUGAACAGAUCAUUGGUUCAACAGACAAGCAGCCACUUCUUGAAACUCCUGGCGAGGUUUUUGAACUCCGGAAGCUUCUUCCGACAUCUAUGCCUUAUGACUUUAACGUCCAUAUCAUGGAUUUUCAACCAGGAGAAUUUCUUAAUGUGAAGGAGGUCCAUUACAAUCAGCAUGGUUUGUUACUUUUAGAGGGACAGGGUGUUUAUCGCUUAGGUGAUAGCUGGUACCCAGUUGAAGCUGGUGAUGCCAUUUGGAUGGCACCAUUCGUGCCUCAAUGGUAUGCUGCACUUGGCAAAACCCGAACCCGCUAUCUGUUGUACAAGGAUGUAAAUAGGGAUCCACUGUGAUCACAUCCGAGAUUCUUCGUGUCAAUGGAUUUCAGUAGUAUGAUUCUUUAAGCUUAAGUAAUUUACGAAGAAGCAAAUUGCAAGCUUAUGUGCCUGUUCACGUUACAUUACAUGGAUAUUCCAAAUGUAUUUUGUGAAUUCAGUACAUUGGUUAAUCCAAUUCAUCAGAGUACUUUACUAAAGAAA